Molecule: messenger RNA, 708 nt
Organism: Effrenium voratum
Lineage: Eukaryota; Dinophyceae; Suessiales; Symbiodiniaceae
Source: the annotation of a GenBank genome assembly
AUGAACGAUGCCGUGGCUGUGGCGCUCAAAGACGUGGCGCCAAGUCAUAUGCCAGCGGACCAGUGGUUAUUUAAGGCCCUGGUGCAGGCCGCCUUGCAUGCGCCGGAAGGCUGCGUUUGGAAGUCAGGGGGCAAGUUCCUGCUCUCCAACGAGGAAAGGAACCAGUCUGCCAAUGCCAUCGUAGGCGUCCUGGAGCGCAACAACACUGAGAGUGAGGCUGGCAAGGGGGUGCGCGCACUCGUAUCCUUCACAGAACAGGAGUAUGGCUACCGUGUGACGGCGGUGCAGCUGAACUUUCACCCCAACCACAAGUCCUCGCACAAGCAGCACCGAGACAUCUAUGGCGCAGGGCAGAAGGGCGGCAUCAACUGCACUUGCAGCUUCAUGAAGUGCACCGGCACAGUUUGCUACUCGCUGGGCUCCAGUCGCCAAGUGCUGUGCGAGACCAUCACGGAUGCGCGAUCCAAAUACCAGACUUGCGGUGAGGAGUGCCAGGGCAUGAAGACCUACAAGUGGAUGCACAGCGGCAGCGCCAUGCACUUCAAUGCCCCAUGGAACAACAACCACACGCAUGGAGCCUCGGCUUGUCAUUGCCCCCCGGGCUGGCGGGUUCUGAAUCAUUGUCAUGUCAUGAAGCGAUGCCAAGGAAUUCCCCCGCUGGAUGAGCCAUGCGGCCCUCGGAUUUCAAUUGCUUUGCUUUGUGCUUAA